AUGCUAACAGAUAGUCCAUCUUAUAAGCAUUCAAAUAAGGAGAACUCUCCAAAACAUUGUCCAAUCAUCAGAAAAAGCAACAUUUCACAUAAGCUUAUCAAUGAGGUUUUAAACAGUGGAUCUGAUUAUCUGCAAGAUUAAUUGGAGUAGAUUGAUCACAAAAUAAUUUAAUAUUAAUGCAAUAUCAAGUAGAAGAUAACUACUUUACUUGGUGAAUCAACUUGCUCAAUUGAUUAACAAUUAUUUCAAAACAAACUUCAAGAUUUGCGCAUGGAGGAAUAAAACUAUCAGUAAAUGCAAAGUGAUAUUGAUAAAUAAUAAUCUACGCUUUAUGAUUAUUAUGAAACUGAAUUCAAUAAGCUGAAAUCACAAUAUGAAUUAGUCACUCAAGAACAUCAAUAAUUCAUCAAAGACAGAGGUGAAGUUCAUCAAACUUAUAAUUCAAUCUUGGAAACCAAAGCAAUGUUAAAAGAAGAUUUGAAUGCAAAACUGUUGCAAAGAGCAGAAUUAGUUGGUUAGAAAGAGGAAUUAGAAGAAUUUGUGGAGCAAAUUAAAAAUGAUCAUCCUUAACUCACUGAAAUUGUUGAAUCCAUUUAUCAAUGUGAUCAAAAGACCUAAGAUAUUGCUAAAAAUAUUAAUAAUAUAACAAAUCAAAUUUAAUUGCUCUAUUUUCAAUAGGACGAGAAAAAGAAAUAAUUAUCUUCAUAUAAUCAAACUACAUUACUUGAAGUUUAAGUACAUUAAUAAACCCAGAAGGUCAAAUAUUUAAAGAACAAAAUUGUACCUAUUUAAAAAAGUUUGAAUCUUUAACAUCCAGAUUCUAUUCUAAAUGAAUUUAUAGUUUACUAUGGAAGUUAGCCUAUUCAUCUGGAGUCAAUCGAAUUUCAGACUAAACUGACUAGUUUUAUAUAGUAAUUUAGAAAUACCCUAUUUAAAUAAGGAAACCAAGGAAACAAUUGGGGAAGCAUGAAGGAAUUUGUAUUUCAAUUGGAACAAUUCAUUUUUGCUUCUUUAUCCCAAAGACAAAGCUAAAACUAAUUGUCUGAUUUAAAACAUAGUUUAAAGCAAUAUGGUGAUGAGUAACUACUAUCAAAUGAAGUUUGCACUAUCGAUUAUUAAGUGGAAGUGAAAAAAUAAUAGAUUAAGGAAUUUGAAGAGGAAAAAUCUUAAGCACUCUAUAGAAGAGAAAUAUUAUAUGAUUAAUUUUAAGAAAGAGUUAGUUAAUAAAGCGAGGAAGCAUUUCAACAAUAUUAGGAUUAAAAUGAACAGGAACUUACUCACAUCUUAAAUGAAUUUGGGAAUGUAGAAUACAGGUCUAUUCUUGAUUAGACCUUCAAAUAGAUGCAGCAAUUAAUGCAAGAUUAAGAAGAAGAAUAAUUUAAUAACACUUAUAAAGUACUUUAAUAGUAUUAUCUCUUCGAUUAAGCAAUUAAGAUAAAUAUUUAAAUGGUUGAUUAGGAGAUACUCCCAUAAUUAAAGAAUAUUGGAUAAUCAAUAAAUAAUGCAAAAAAAGAAUUAGAUAAAUUAAGUGGAAGCGAAAGACCGUACAUAGAUCGUUAAACUAAAAUAGAAUUGGACAUUUAAUAUUUGGAGUAGGAGUUUAAGAGAAAAAUUGAUUAUUUUAAUAGUUAAGAGGCAGAAUUAUAGAGAUGUUUGAGUGCAACUAAGCUAGCUAUUGAGAACACUCAAGAGUAACUAUUAUCAAAGGACAAACCUAAUAAGGCUUUAUUAGAACAAGAAAUAUUGCAACUCAACAAUAUGUUGAUUCAAUUGUAGGAAUAGAAAAAAUAGAUUGAGGCCUCUUAAUUCUAGUUUAGCAAAUCCCCUCAAAAGAAUGAUGUUAGUAGAAGAAGUUCAAAUGGAGGCAUUUUGGCAAUUUCAAAAUCUUUAAAUCAAUUUUCAAAGUUGCGUAAAGAGCCAACAGUGAAUAGUUUUAACAAUAGUGUUGUCAAGGGUAUUACACCUUCAAAAGAGUCCUCAAAUCUAUAUCAUAUUGCCAAAUAUCCUAAGCCAAAUUGUAAAACUUCCUAAGAAUUGCGACUAAAGUCUAAUGUUUCAUUAAAAUCGAUAAAGUGA
This is a messenger RNA of Paramecium tetraurelia, 2076 nucleotides long. RefSeq lists its product as uncharacterized. The transcript has 5 exons. The record is from RefSeq and is a predicted model, not a curated record. Lineage: Eukaryota; Ciliophora; Oligohymenophorea; Peniculida; Parameciidae.